This is a messenger RNA of Pseudophryne corroboree (corroboree frog), 3041 nucleotides long. It is a transcript of the gene PYGO1, whose product is annotated as pygopus family PHD finger 1. The coding region runs from base 437 to 1624 and encodes 395 amino acids. The transcript is spliced from 3 exons. The record is from RefSeq and is a predicted model, not a curated record. NCBI's taxonomy places the organism in Eukaryota, Metazoa, Chordata, Amphibia, Anura, Myobatrachidae.
GGCGCUCAGUUACCGGCAGAUGGCGCUAUCGCCUCCUCGUCUUGAUACGUGAAGCCCGGGUGACAGCUCCUGCCCUCUCACCUAUGGGAGCUGCUGUCUGUGCCGGUAGUUCCCGCAGGUACAGGCAGAUGCCGGGGUACCUGAUCUAACUUCCAGCAGCAGCGGAGGUGACUGCGCCCUGUGACCCGGCUCUCCCAGCAGCGGGACCUGCCGCCGCACUCCUCCCAAAGUUUGCAAAGUGCUCACCGCUUGUUAGUAGUGCUGCCGGAGGGGAGGAGGAGGAGGAGGGACAGCGGCCGGGGCUCUGCUGCUCUUCCGGCUCCAUGUGUUAGUAAUGUCCGCGGCAGGACGGGAAACUUAUAAGAGGCAUCGCUGUCCCCCAGGCCGGACUCUCUUCAUGUGCAGGGCCGGGGCCUAGGAGACGCCGGGAGAUCCCAUGGAGCGGUCACUGUGGGAUAGAGCAGGUGAUUUAGGGGGAUUGGAAGGAUUAUCCAGGCCAAGUUCCCAGCUGAGAGGUCCUGAGAAGAAGAAGCGCAAAUCAAGUGUACAGGGUUCUGCACUUCCUCCCCUCUCCGAAUAUGCUCCACCAAUGAACACAAGUUCCAACCACCUCAUAGCCUCCAACCCUUUUGAUGAUGACUAUAGUGUGUCCUCCCUUUCAGGGUACACCUAUUUUGGUAAACCCGGAUAUGCCAACAUUGAAAGCUUUCAUAACUUUAAGAUGCCACCUAAUACAUCACCAAAAAGGUCUUCCCGAAAUGGCGGCACUCAAAGUUUCCGAGAUCAGCCACUGUCUUUUUCAAAAGACAUAAAGGGAAUGCAGUUAGGAAAAACAUUCUCCUUUGAUGUUACUAUGCAGGACAAAUUAAAUUUUGAAAAUGAGUCAUUUUUUAGCAGUGGACUAGGUCACACGAUCGUCAUGCCUGGACAACAUUUUAGACCUAACUACAAUCAAGAAGUCUAUCACAUGACCAGUCUGAAUUCUGGUCAAAGAAAUGACUUUCAGGUUUCCUCUUAUAGGCCUCAGGUUGGAAAAGUGAAUUUUAAUCAUCAGCUGGAGAGCAACCAUCCAUUUCCACAGACACCACCUCCUUUUAUGCAUCCAACAAUGUCCAACCCCAAACAAGAUUUUAUUUCUGUACAUAUUAAAAAUUUCAGUCUGAACUCUGCUACUUCUGAAGACCAAACAAAUUCAGAUCAUCUCACCUAUUCUUCUGCAAAUACAAAAAGUUGUAAAAAACAGUUGGUUGGCAAAAAAAUUUCACAAUCUGAUACUGUAGACCUGACCAUUUGUGGUACUAACGGAACACGGAGUAAGCCUUCUAGGUUGGCAAAAAGUGAUGUAACGCCACGGGAGAAAUGCAACAGAUGGCUUCUCCAGUCUAGCUUUUGCAGUAAUGUAUCCACUGACACUUUGUACCCAUGUGGCAUUUGUUGCAUUGAAGUUAAUAAUUUUGAGGAUGCCAUCAUGUGUGAAGUUUCUUGUCAGAAGUGGUUCCAUCGAACAUGCACUGGGCUGACUGAGGUUGCCUAUACACUACUGACUGCUGAAGCCUCUGCAAUUUGGGGUUGUGAUUCUUGUAUGGCCAAGAAGGAUGUUCAGUUGGUUCAUACUCGAAAAUAGAUUAAGUAAUGUGCCAGCAGCCUAUUUUUUUUUUUUAUUCAUGGCAAUGGUAUUUUUAUAGAAGAGUGCCUUUUUCAUGUCUAAUUGCCAUGACUUGUGUAUGAUUAUGACUGAUUGCCAUGACCUGUGUAUAUUCUAUUGUAAACCGACCCAGAUGAACCCCAACAGGUAAAUUGCUUAUUUUAUACACAACAUUGCAGUAGAUGAUUAAGCAGUUCUUUCUAGUCAGAGUUGAAUAUUUGUCUUACUGCUGUGGACAAAAAUUGUGGCAGCAAUUAUUCAACUACUUUUAUGGCUAAAGAUAGCCAAAACUGAGCACAUUAUUUUAAUUUAUAGUGUGCAUCGGUUUUUUUGUUUUGGUUUUUUUACUGAUCCAUCACCUUGCAAUUUGGAGCACUGUUAAUACAAGUGUGGAGAAUUUAGAAUAUCUUAAUUUGUCCAUUCUGCCAGAAGCCCUGAUCACUAUAUGCUGCUCUAAUAUAUCUUGCACUAUAUAGAAUUACACCUUUUUUUUUUUUUUUGUUACUGUUAAUUCACUGAGGAUGUUAAAGGGGAGCAAAAAAAAUGAAACCUCAACAGAUCUUAUAAAUUGCACAGUGGGAAUUUUACAGAAGGAUGGACUUGCAUUUAUGGGCAUGUGUUAUGUUUGCAUGGGAGGUUAUCAUUGGAAAGUGGGUACAUUUUAAUCUCCGCACUUGCCACACAAUCCCUUUGUAAAUGUGAGUUCUAGAUUUAACCAUAAAAUGGCUUGAAUAUUUAUAAAAUUAGCACUUUGAAGUACAGUUCUUUGGAUUAAUGGCUGUUUAUUUUUGCUAUGAAUUAUGGGUUUUUAUAUCUCUGCAAGGCCACAAAUAGUUAAUAAAAAUAAGGAUAAUGUCCUGUGACAGCAUAAGAGCUACUGAAGGAUGGAAACUGUGAGGGUCAAUAUUCUUUAUUGAAUAGUGUCGGCAAAGUUGAUGUCAAACAAAUGGCCUGCACGCUUUGUCACUGCUGUGAAGCAUCGAGGCAUUUAAAAAAACAAAAAAAAAACUUUUUAGCACAUCUGACUUGCUUCCAAAGUGUAAUCUUUUGCCAUCUUUUCAGGGCUAUUUACGCCAGUGAUAAACUCAAAACAUUAAAAAUUCGUAUACAGACAAUCGGUAAAGAGCCAGUGUGUUGGCAUUUUUGGAUCUUAUUAUGUUUGAAUUACGAUUAGAAUAAUCAAUGGUUUUAUUUAGAAAUGUUAUGUAUUGUGAUUUUAUGAUGUUAGGAGGGAUUAAUAUAUAUAUUUGUAAUUCUGAAGCUUUUCCCUGACACUGCAUAGAUAAGUAAUGGUCCUAAUUGUUAUAACAAUGGGAGAGUCAAUGAAUACUCUGUACCUGAAGAUCCAGUAAUUUUAUACUUCCAAUAAUUGGCAUAAUAAAAGAAAAUAACCAAA